Cylicostephanus goldi is the source of this 360-nucleotide messenger RNA. The record is from the annotation of a GenBank genome assembly. Lineage: Eukaryota; Metazoa; Nematoda; Chromadorea; Rhabditida; Strongylidae.
AUGAUCUGGGACCAUAUAGUACGGAUGCUAGACAAAGUUAAUCAACCCAUAACUACAGAAUUAUCACCCGGAAACUGCGAGGCCUUUGUAUCUCGGUUUUUUGAGGUGUUAGGUACCAUCACCUCAUUUACUGCUGUUCGACCUCUUAUCGAAGACGCUGUGCCUUCCAAAUUGGCUUAUCAAAUUGUAGCACUCUUGAAAAGUGAGGAUGAAGAAGUACAAGAACGUGUCAUACGCAUAUGUUGUGAAAUGUUACGUCAAAUUGGUUCGAUGAUGUUGAAAAUUGCGGAGGAAGAAGCGCCGCGUACUGGUCUCAAUCGCACGGCUUUCAUUGUUAUAACUCAAGCAGUUGUCUCAAAG